GCUAAGACUGCUGAGUUAUUAGUUCUCCAGGGAUAUAAUAAAGGCCUGCUCCUCCCUCCUAGUAUAUUUUAUUAUACCUAUAAGAUAUCUCCUCUAACCUCCUCUAAUAUUUAUAAUUUAACCUCUAACUUUAAUUAUAAUACCUUUUAUAAUUAUAAACUAGAUAAGAAGUAUAGAGAUAAGUUAUACUACUACUUUAAUAAUAUUAAUUAUCUUACUAAGGAAUUCCUAUAUAUCUAUAUAUUAUAUAAGAAGGAGUAA
This is a messenger RNA of Clonostachys rhizophaga, 261 nucleotides long. Lineage: Eukaryota; Fungi; Ascomycota; Sordariomycetes; Hypocreales; Bionectriaceae. The record is from the annotation of a GenBank genome assembly.